Messenger RNA from Chenopodium quinoa (quinoa), 1814 nucleotides. RefSeq names its product UDP-galactose/UDP-glucose transporter 5B-like. The transcript is spliced from 12 exons. The coding region runs from base 474 to 1502 and encodes 342 amino acids. Gene Ontology annotation, biological process: transmembrane transport. The record is from RefSeq and is a predicted model, not a curated record. Gene Ontology annotation, cellular component: endoplasmic reticulum membrane; Golgi membrane. Lineage: Eukaryota; Viridiplantae; Streptophyta; Magnoliopsida; Caryophyllales; Amaranthaceae. Gene Ontology annotation, molecular function: 3'-phosphoadenosine 5'-phosphosulfate transmembrane transporter activity.
UCCGAUUUUGGGUGGUGGGGGGUGGGUAAGGGUGGUUGUGGGUGGUACGUUGGGUGGUUAGUGGUGGGUUUUUUUGUUUCGUUUCCGAUUUAUGGUGGUGGGGCCGGCAGCGAAGCCACGUGUAGUCAUAGUGGGUCACGGGACCACCACGCAAGAUGUGGGUUCAAAUCCCAUUACUCACAAUUUCUUUUUUUUUUGUUUUAUAACCUCACUUUCAAUUUUCGAGAUUUAGAAAUUAAAACUUAGAAGUCAGAACAUUUCCCCCAAAUUGUAAUACCUUAAGUCUCUAACUCCCCUAAAUCGGAAUCCCCAGACCCCAGCCGCAGCCCCGCCGCCGUUCACCGGCCGGUUUUAAGCUCCGUACUCCGUCACUCCGUGUUCUCGCUGUCGCCGGUAUAAGGUUCGUCCGUCAGGCGUCAGUCCGUGGCUCAUACUUUGUGGAAAUUCGCGUUUUUUUGAGAAAUAUCAUAACAAUGGAUUCUCCCGUGGUAGCUGUGAAAGAUAACAAGCUACUAAAAGGAGCUUUUGCAGUCGGCGGAAUCAUGGUUACUCUCGUCAUCUAUGGUGUUUUACAGGAAAAGCUCAUGAGAGUUCCUUAUGGGCAAAACAAAGAAUUUUUCACAUUCUCACUAUUUCUAGUCUUCUGCAAUCGUCUUACAACCUCAGCUGUAUCCGCUGCUUCUUUAGUGGCGAGUAAGAAAGCUUUGGAUCCUGUUGCCCCUGUUUACAAGUACUGCUUGGUGUCUGUAACUAAUAUUCUAACCACAACAUGCCAGUAUGAAGCCCUUAAAUAUGUCAGUUUUCCCGUCCAGACUCUUGCAAAAUGUGCCAAAAUGAUACCAGUCAUGAUUUGGGGUUCUAUAAUCAUGCAGAAAAGAUACAAGGGACUCGAUUAUUUGUGGGCUGUCCUUGUAACUGUUGGAUGUUCUGUGUUUAUUCUGUAUCCGGCAGGAGAUGAUAUCAGCCCCUACAAGAAAGGGAGAGAGAGCACGGUUUGGGGUAUGUCCCUCAUGGCAGGCUAUCUGGGAUUUGAUGGCUUUACAAGCACAUUCCAAGAUAAAUUAUUCAAAGGUUACAAUAUGGAAAUACACAACCAAAUAUUUUAUACAACAUUGUGCUCCUGUGUGCUAAGUUUGACCGGACUUGUAUUACAGGGGCAACUUCUAGCAGCUAUAGAUUUUAUUCAUAGACACAAUGAUUGUUUAUACGAUAUUGUAUUGCUUUCUAUUGUAGCUACUGCUAGUCAGUUCUUCAUUUCUUAUACAAUUCGGACCUUUGGUGCUCUCACUUUUGCGACCAUAAUGACUACAAGACAGCUUAUCAGCAUCCUACUCUCAUGCCUGUGGUUUGCUCAUCCUUUAAGCCCAUUACAAUGGCUUGGAGCAGUUAUUGUAUUCGGUUCACUAUAUGCGAAAAGCUUCUUGAGGGACAACACCCAAAAAUCCCCCCCUCCAACAGACGAGCAAGAUAAAGAAUUGGCUCCACUAAAGGGCAACCCAUAAUUUGAAAGCAAUUUUUUCCAUCGUCGUAGUUUUGCCCCAUGUUGAGGCUGCUAAGUGACCCCAUUUUCUUAGACGUGAUGUUGUAGAAGGGGAUUUUGGCGAUAACGGAUAGAUAAUAUUAUAGUCUAGGGAUUUUUAUAGUGAAAACGGAUAGUUAGUUUAAUAGUCGUAGGGAACAUGACCGGGUUGAUAAUUUGGCUUUUCUCUCCUAUAUUUUCAAACGGAAAGCUGAAUAGGUUACGUUAUUGUUAAGCAAGUCGGCAGUUCAGCAUGUAUUACAUUGUAAAACUUAUUAAAAAAAAAAUUAUUUUU